Messenger RNA from Pseudogymnoascus destructans, 1637 nucleotides. RefSeq lists its product as uncharacterized. The transcript is spliced from 2 exons. The record is from RefSeq and is a predicted model, not a curated record. Lineage: Eukaryota; Fungi; Ascomycota; Leotiomycetes; Thelebolales; Thelebolaceae. The coding region runs from base 366 to 1613 and encodes 415 amino acids.
CUCCCUUUCACUUUCUUUAAACCCAUUGUUGGAGACAAGGAGAAAAACAUCAUAAGGAACCAAAGUUGCUCAAUACCGCACUGUGAAUGUCAAAGACUCAUAAUCCCAUUUACUCUCAGCGAUUCUCCAGAGUUAUACCUCUUGGCGAGAAGAAAAUGGGUUUAUUCCUUUCUUCACUUCCCGGACAAUGCUCUCGCCAUGUCUUUGUCCCUUCUGUGUAUAAUAUUCAUGUGAACAGCCAGGUUUUCCAAAUGCUAAAUCUCGUUCUUAUUCCUGAUCAUCAUCAAUAUUCAGUACAACAUCCAUCUCUUUUUCCGGGGUGAUAAAGUGCCCCUUUCUUCACUAUUCUCUAUUGUUACCAUCCGAUGGACAUCAUCAUCAGGAUUCUCCGUGGCGAUAGUAGGAAAGCCGCUGUCUUUUUGACAGAUAUUGUCCGGGACUUCGAGUGCCAGUAUGCAGGACAGCCAUUUCCUCAGGCCAACUCGGCGCUUGCUGAUGCCAUCGUUUUCAGCGACAGGACAAACACCCGGUUCACCCAGUUUCUAAAUAACUCACAGCCACCCCAACCGCGUCUCCAUAGGCUCAUGUACCUCGGCGCGCUUUCCACUUCUAAUACGUUCAUCGAGGUAUUUAAAAACGAGAGAGAUGGUUUAUGGAAGGCCCUACUAAUAGAGCUAGAUAAGCACAUGGCUGUCAUCAAUUUCUUUGCCCGCUCGCGCCAGCUCCCAUGGAAAGAAGCUAUCAUAAGCUAUUUCGACGAUAUUAGUGAUACGGGCCCGGAUUCAGCACCAUUCCGCAGCGGGGUUUGGCCUGUUGAUGUCCCUGCCCAUCCCUUGGGCCUAGAAGACGAUAUAUUCGAAGGUGUGCAUCCCCAUGCUUUCUACUUUUGUUUAAACGGUGGAACAGAUCGAAACAUGGUUAUGAGUGGCUCCCGUAAAGACAAACCUAUGGAAAACAUAAAAGAGUCCGCCUUCGACCGGAGAUACUGGCCCAGAACCGCGCCUCCUUCGUGGCCAGCCAAUCGAACAUACCUCGACCAUCCGCAGAACGUCCGCAACGCGACAGCCGGCAUCCCUGCUAACCAAGCAGAUGAUUUUUUGAUCUGUAGCGAUUGCGAUGAAACUUUUGUUGACACCACCACGGACGAUACAGGCUGCACAUGCGUCUCAUGGCAUGUUGACCAUCCAUGUGUCCAGGUUCACGAGUACCCCCCUUAUCCCAGUGCUCCUAGCCAAGUCAACAAGGGCGUUAUAACUAUGCAAGCAUUCGCAAAAGACGAAAUUAUCGGAGAGUACGUCGGCCUGUUGUUACCGCCAGGCAGAGCAGAUCCAUCGAUAAGAAAAAACGUCUUUGCAGAUGACGUCUAUACGAUAGACCUCAACGCAGCAGUGAUUGUCACCGUAGAAGGUGAGGAGGCGUCGAUGCUGGGCGACAAGAUAGCCGAUGUUUCGGCAGGGUGGAAAGGGAACUGGACGCGGUUUAUUAACACGUCCCCACGGAAGGGAUUCUGGUGCGCACGAUUCGGCUAUUGCGUUUGGAGAGGAGCUGAUAGCAUCGUAUGGGACCGACUAUAUGAAGACUCUUUUCGGGAACAGCUGGAAACCCUGAUAUGAAUGAAUAUGGAAGGGACUGACGGG